GGCAUUAUGUUUGUCACGAGUUGGUUGUGGUUGCUUAUGAGUGCUUUAAUAUAAAGUGUCUUUAUUAAUUGUGAAUAUAUUAAUGAAUAUAUUAUUAUCAUGGAUGUGGAUUUGCUUAGACCAGGCACUGUACCGAUUUCGCCGGAUACAAUACUGUGGUUCGAAUUUUUAUUGAAUCCUUCCUUACUGCAAAAACAUUUGUCAAAACCCUUUCCAGAUCCAUCGCCUACAGACCUAAUAAUUAAAUUUAUGACAAUCAAUUCUGAUCAAAAGGAGGCAGAAACCAAAGCAAUUGAUACAGAAACAAAUGAUGUAAAACCUAAUGGUUUAACUAAAUGGUCUCACAGAAAUUUAGCAUUGAAAAUACUUUCCUUGAAAGUAGCAGCAUAUCUCAAAUGGGACUUGGAUGUAUUGGAAAAGAAGCUACCUCUACCGAUACAAUUGACAUUGCUACAAGAUUUAUUUUAUAUUACUGGGGAAGUUGUGGUGGAGAUACCUACAAUUCCAGAAUUCUUUAUAGAAACGACUUCUGAUCAACUUCUGUUUACCUUGGUCUUGUAUCACAGAUGGCUUUUAAGAGCGAUUAUUUGUAGAGCUCUGAGUAGUAAACAACCCAAACAGCAAUUGCUUCAUAUACCAGGUACUCAAGAGUCGACUUAUGUACCUCUGAAUGUAGUAGAUGAUAUUAUUAGGAAAUUAGAAGCACAAAUACCAAACAGUGUAAGUGUUCUAAACACUAUUUUACAAAUGCCUGAUAUAAAGCCAAAGGUUCUCUCCUUUGAUACUUUUCAAAUGUUGACUGAGGACAGUACAGAAAUCAAGCAAAAUUGGGAAAAUAUGUACCUGGUGAAUAUAGAUGAAUUUAAAUGUCAGAUACAUUAUGAUCUUGCAAUGUUUCAUUUACUGAGAGAAGAAUAUCAAGAGGCAAAAUGUCAUAUUAAACAAGCGAAGGACUUAUAUAAUACUUUAGAGUCCAAAGAAAAAUUGAUAUACUGUAAAGUGCAAAAGGAAUAUUUAGCUGGCUGUUGUCUGGCAUGUGAAGUGCCGUUAGAAGAAAUUACACCUAGUCUUACACAACGUUUGCAAUCGUCUAUCAAAGAUCAAUAUACUAAUAUAUUGCAGAUUUUGCAAGCAGAUAAUGUUUUUAGGGAGAUACCACAGGUUUAUAGAGAUAAUUUGGAACUGGACGUACAAGGUGGAUCAGUUAACAGGAAAUUUGUAGUUGCUCGGGAUCUUUUACUGCAAAUACAGUGUUUGAAUCUAAUUAGGAAAAUCCUUGACGACAAUAUAAUCCUGGGCGAUUAUGUAGCUGAAAUUAAGGCAGCUGGUAUAAAGGGUCUGGAUGUUUUAUUCUGGGCUUUAGACAAUGUUCUGGAAAAAGCAACGGCUACGGAUAAAACAAGAAUUUCACGAUAUCUUCUUUAUCUUAUAAAUACUGCUAAUAUAGAAGGGCUUGCUUCAAGAAUACUUGAUAAUCCUUUUUGUUCGUCAUUAUUCAGUGAAAUGGAACUUGCUGUUUUCCAAGAGAUAGCUGCUGCUGGCGAAAUAGAGUUACCAAACUUAUUAUUAUAUAAUGAUUGGGGUAUACCACCUAUAUUGUACAUACAAAGCACGAGGAUUGAAGUAUCUGAAUUAGAACAAAAGUUAAUAGAAUCAUAUGAUUCUCACGCAAUCCGCGAAACAUUGAUCCAUCUGGAUGGAAAACGGCGUAUAAAACCAUUGUGGCAUUUAAACAGCUGCUGGGAGUUACCCGUUCCUUUGCAAAGCAUAGUAAUGUCGCUUUCCAGAGGUUUUAUGCAAGAUUACUCGUACGUUCUGCUUGCAAAGAGUCGAGAAUUGGUGAGUUCGAAAAAUUUUGACGGUGCUAUCGAGCUCCUCAAAGUAUUGGAUAAAGAGCUACAGGAACAUAUGAAAAGUGGUGGUUCGCUAAUCUUCAAACUAUGCAAGCUAGUGAGCUGGGAAUGUCUGCUUGUCGAGAUAUGGAAGUGUUGUUAUGUUUGGCCAGCGACAAAUGUCUGUGAUAUACAAAGUAUGAUUGCACGAAGUAAACAGUGCCUUGAUGCGUUACAAGCAUCCGAUCAGCUGCUCCCACGGCAAGAGAUAAUAGAAUACUGUACGGUCUUUCUUCUAAAUAUGGCUGAAUGGGAUUAUCUUACUAAUUUGGAAAAGCGUUGGAAUUAUACUGAAUUCGCAGCUACUAUUAGCAGCGUUUGCCAAGACAUUGUUAAGUAUAAGGGCACCCGUAAAUUUCCGCGAGAAGCAUGGGAUUUGGUUUUAGCAGCAUUUGGUCCCAACAGAGAUCAGUCACAGAAACGCAGUAGCAGCAGCAGCAGCAGUAGCAACAGUAACAGCGGAAAUUCUAGCGGUGGUGCGUCAAAAGAGAUUGCUGCUAAUAUCGCUGUUUCACUUGGUCGCUUACGAGAACCUAUGGUUCUCACUGUGGUGAUAUCAUUGCUGGCACGUUUACGCAACGUUUUGCGUGAUGAGUCGAGUCUGGAAUUACACACGCAGUAUUUGUCUCUUUGGCCUGCUGGAGUACCAAACGCAAAUUCAUACAACAUCAGAUACAUUGGAGAACUUUUAUUCCAACUACUGACGCAAGCUCUGAAAUAUUAUCCAUGUAAUGUACCUUGGUUGAGACUAAUGGGCGAUCUUAAUUUCGUCCUAGCAUAUUACGAAAGUGCAAUGAAGUAUUAUUUGGAGGCCAUCAUGGUAGCCAGCGAUCUGUUCAGUCAGCCCAUACCACGCACACAGAUAGAUGAUCUUGUUUACAGAAGGAUGAUCAAGUGCUGCGCUCAUUUACAGUGCUAUACCCAAGCAGCUGUACUGUGUCAAUUUUUAGAGGAAGUGGAUUAUUCUCUAGCGUUCAAAAUGGCAGCCAGCGAUCAGAAGAGUUGUUCCACCGCUGACGCUAUGGACGCAUAUUAUCAUUGCAUCUGGGAUACAACAAUACUCGAAUAUCUCAUUCAUCUACAUAUGAAACGCGGGGAACAUCAUAGGAAACAACUUGCGAUCAAAGUCAUUGGCUUAUUGGAAUUGAAUUCUAAUAACAACGAAGAAAUUCAAAGAGAAGCGGCCAAUAUCCGAAAAGCAAAAUUUCUGAGAGCAUUAGCAAAGCAGUAUGUUUAUUGAAAGCUUGACUGAUCGUUUUUUUAUGUAUCUUUAUAUACAAUGACGAGGGAUAAAAAUAUGACUACACUGCAAUACGUACAUCUAAUGUUGUUUAUGUAUUUGUAUGUGUAAAUGUAUGCUAUUUAUAAGAUAAUGUAAAAUAAAGAUUGCAUGGUUUAAUAU
Messenger RNA from Linepithema humile (Argentine ant), 3294 nucleotides. It is a transcript of the gene IntS8, whose product is annotated as integrator complex subunit 8. Gene Ontology annotation, molecular function: protein binding. Lineage: Eukaryota; Metazoa; Arthropoda; Insecta; Hymenoptera; Formicidae. Gene Ontology annotation, cellular component: integrator complex. The record is from RefSeq and is a predicted model, not a curated record. Gene Ontology annotation, biological process: snRNA 3'-end processing.